CCAUUAGUCACUCGCUUGGGGAGCAUCUGAGGGGACCUAAUCGUUUUACAGCCUUAUCGAGACUUUAUUAUUGCAGCUGCUGUGUGGGAUGACAGGCAGGUGUCAUGUCACUCGGAAAGUCACUGCUUUAUAAGCAAAAGUUCAACAAACUGUAACAGCAUACGAGAAUCACAGUGUCCUCAUCUCAUGUGUUACAAGAUAUUUGGUGUGGAAGUAUACCAGAAAUAUCCCCAAGUUAAUUUUCGAGGAACAUUUUCUUCUUGGGAAAAUAUUACCUGUUGGUCAAAUUACACUGGCUAGUUCAAGGUACCAGUGUAUUGAUGGUUUUUACCAACUUCUAGAGAAGACCAAAGAUACAGACUUACAUCCGACUCUUGCUGAACACCAGCUCGUUCAGGGAUAACCAUCCUCUACUCCAGGAGUACCUUGUUAUGGAGGUUUAAAGGAUUUUUCAUAAAACCUAAGAGAAGUCUUGCAAGAUGAACAACAAGACGACCAUGUUACUCUCCAUGCCAGCUCCAAACAGCCACAAAAUAGAGGCGGGACUUAUGUUCACCAUGGCUGCAGUGGGCGGAGUUGGCAACCUGUUUAUUGUUAUGGCAAUACUUUGCUGUCAAAAAUUCCGCUCUUCAGUAACAGCUUUUCUGUGUCACCAUUCCAUGCUGGAUUUCCUAAAGGCUAUUUACUGUGUUCCUUUUGGUUACAGUCUCCUUCAUGGCCGAGAGCCCAACCACUGUAAUCUGAUUGGAGCGUCUUACAUCGUCAUAGUAACCACUUCUGCUUACAAUCUGUUGGGGCUGAUUGUCAAUGAAGAAUAUCAGCUGACGGAUUAUGGUCCAAAACGCCAAAGUAAUUAUUGCUGCGUUUUGUUUGGAGUUUUCAUGAUUUGGUUUUCUAGUGUGCUCCUUAACCUUGGUGUUGCAUUUAUUCCAGGAAAUCCUGAAUAUAAUUAUGAUAUUGGAAAUUGCAUUUUCACAUAUGGAAUUCCUAACAAUUUCGUUUUACAUGUCUUGUGGAUGGUACUUAUGACGGCAGCCAUAUUGUUGGCGUAUUUGUGCUCGUUCAUACUCUACCGGAAAAUAGUCCGCAGGUCUCGUGGCCACAAGUGGGCCUACAUACAUCGCUCAGUUUCAAGGGAGAUAAAUUCAACAUCUGGUUCCACUGAAAGUAUCAAUAAUGCAGAUUCUGAUGAUGAUGUGCUUCAGCCUAGAAAAUGUUAUGCUCACCUCCAUUUGCGAAGAGUUAUUAUAAUGGCCUCUCUAAUCACAGCAUUUGUGGUUUUCUGGUAUCCUGUUUUUAUUCUCACACUGGCAGAUCCCAAGUAUCGAGGGCCUAAAAAACUCUAUCAAGCUUUAACAAUCUUGGCCUGGAGCCAGCCAGUGAUUACACCAGUUUUCUCUAUUCUUAUUCUUCACGACAUUGGUUGCAUUCACCACAUGUCACGUGAUGUAUAUGUAAAUGAAAUCCCACUGCACACCACCAAUGACACGAUAGAACAACCUACUGGCCAUCUGACAUUUUCAUGGAACGCUGCGGAUAACGUGAUAUUUAACGAGCACUUUGUUUCGGAAAAUCAGCCAAAUAUUGUACUCCCGCCUCGCCUAGCAACCGCAGAAAACAGCUCCCUUGGGACACCAACUUCAUCAAUGACUGGACGGAGGCCAUCGUCUUUAGACUACAGACCCAGCACAGCAAGCAUUAACUAACCUGACAAGCCUGUCUUGUGCCUAUCGUCGUUAGCGGUUGACAAAGAAAACAUUAAAGUUUAAAUGAUGGAUAACAGUUACAUGCACCUUACCGUAAACAUGCUGAUAAAUACUGCUCUUAGAACACAUACUUCCAAAAGGCCUCUAAUUCAACUUACUUUAUGUAGCUACAAGCCAGUCAUAUGAAGAACAAAUGCUAAUUUUUCAGCUAACAUGUACAAACAGCACCGAACAAGUAUGAUAUACAAAUCCCACUCUAAGCAGGAUUGUGAUACAAGUCAUCCCAGUUUGAUUUAUAUUAAUAGACUGUUCUUACUAUACCAGCACUCUGCUUUAUUGCAAUUCUAAUACUUUUGUAUAGAUGUCAAUUUCUCCAUAAUAAAACAACUGUUGAAUGCUUGAUCAAUGUUUUCACUUAAAAAAGUUUUUCUCUAAGGUAUUUGCUGGAUUACAAUAGUGAGUUGUGUUUUUAAGAAAAAAUGGAUUUUUGUUAAAUCUGCAUAUAUCUUACUGUAAUAGGCUUGUCCCUUCUUCAGCUAUACGGAGGUUAGAAGCUGGGAAGUUUUACAUUUAAAGAGGCUACACCAAAGAUUUUUGACAAAAAAUUCAAAUUUUUUAAUCAAACCAUAUUUACAAAGAAUAGCUCAAAUGACUGGUUCUCAGUAUAUAUCAGACUUGUACCUGAACUAUUUAGAGUGUUAAAAUGAUUCUAAAGUUUGAAAAAGCUAUAAUGCCAUCUGUUUUUGGGAACUUUAUUACCAAUUUUGAACGGUAACACGUGCAUAGACAAGGCUGAUAUUUUGUGAAAUGUAAUUAUUUGGGUCAUUCUAAAAAUAAUAGCAAAAUUUCAUUUGGAUUUGCACUGAUAAGAUUUUUGUCAAAAAUCCCCGGUUUAAGCUCUUCAGUAUCUAAAUUGCUCUGUCUAUAUUGUUUAUGUUUUAAAGUUAAACUGAAUAAAACAUGUC
Liolophura sinensis is the source of this 2671-nucleotide messenger RNA. RefSeq lists its product as uncharacterized. The record is from RefSeq and is a predicted model, not a curated record. Gene Ontology annotation, cellular component: membrane. Gene Ontology annotation, biological process: G protein-coupled receptor signaling pathway. Gene Ontology annotation, molecular function: G protein-coupled receptor activity. Lineage: Eukaryota; Metazoa; Mollusca; Polyplacophora; Chitonida; Chitonidae. Bases 480 to 1706 code for a protein of 408 amino acids. The transcript is spliced from 3 exons.